Molecule: messenger RNA, 390 nt
Organism: Ambispora leptoticha
Lineage: Eukaryota; Fungi; Glomeromycota; Glomeromycetes; Archaeosporales; Ambisporaceae
Source: the annotation of a GenBank genome assembly
AUGACCCAAUCUCCAAAGUUUACUUUUGCUUUAGCAAUAACCAAUACAAGUGUAAAAAUACAGGUAGGCAUCUCCUCUUGUCAAUUAGCCAAAGACCUUGGUAUUACUCAAAAAUCAGCCUACAAAUUAUUAGAUGAUUUACGGAACAGCCUUAAACAAUCUAACUUUAUUAAAGAAAUGUUAAAGGAUUUUGUUGAAAUAGAUGAGACCUAUGUGGGAGGUCGCAGUUGGAAAGACAAAACCCCUACAUUAGUAAUGAUAAAAAGAGGAGGAAACGCAAUUGCCGAGGUAGUUCCUGAUGUUAAGCAAAGAACCCUCGAACCGAUAAUCAGAAAGUAUAUUAAAAAAGGUUCUGAUGUUUAUACCGAUGAAUGGCUUGGCUUACAAUGA